Molecule: messenger RNA, 2351 nt
Organism: Callorhinus ursinus (northern fur seal)
Lineage: Eukaryota; Metazoa; Chordata; Mammalia; Carnivora; Otariidae
Gene: RHOT2
Product: ras homolog family member T2
Biological process (GO): small GTPase-mediated signal transduction; mitochondrion organization
Cellular component (GO): mitochondrial outer membrane
Molecular function (GO): GTP binding; GTPase activity; calcium ion binding
Source: RefSeq, a predicted model, not a curated record
GCUGGGGCCGGGGCCGGGGGCCGGGGCCGGGGCCGGGGCCGGGGUACGCCUAGCCGCCAUGAAGCGGGACGUGCGCAUCUUGCUCCUGGGCGAGGCCCAGGUGGGAAAGACGUCGCUGAUCCUGUCGCUCGUGGGCGAGGAGUUCCCCGUGGAGGUCCCUCCCCGCGCCGAGGAGAUCACCAUUCCCGCAGACGUCACCCCGGAGAAGGUGCCCACCCACAUCGUGGACUACUCAGAAGCCGAGCAGACGGCCGAGGAGCUCCAGGACGAGAUUCACAAGGCAAACGUGGUGUGUAUGGUGUACGACGUGUCUGAGGAGGCCACCAUUGAGAAGAUACGAACCAAGUGGAUCCCACUGGUGAAUGGGGAGACUGAGAGGGGCCCCAGAGUCCCCAUCAUCCUGGUGGGCAACAAGUCGGACCUGCGGCCCGGGAGCUCGAUGGAGGCUGUGCUGCCCAUCAUGAGCCAGUUCCCUGAGAUCGAGACGUGCGUGGAGUGCUCUGCCAAGAACCUGAGGAACAUCUCGGAGCUGUUCUACUACGCGCAGAAAGCAGUGCUGCACCCCACGGCCCCGCUCUACGACCCCGAGGCCAAGCAGCUGAGGCCCGCGUGUGCCCAGGCCCUCACGCGCAUCUUCAGGCUCUCAGACCAGGAUCUAGACCAGGCGCUCAGUGACGAGGAGCUCAACGCUUUCCAGAAAUCCUGCUUUGGGCACCCACUGGCCCCUCAGGCCCUGGAGGAUGUGAAGAUGGUGGUGUGCAAGAAUGUGGCAGGAGGUGUGCGGGAUGACCGGCUGACCCUGGACGGCUUUCUUUUCUUGAACACGCUGUUUAUCCAACGUGGCCGCCACGAGACCACGUGGACCAUCCUGCGACGCUUCGGCUACGGAGACACACUGGAGUUGACCCCUGACUACCUUGACCCACCGCUCUACGUGCCCCCAGGCUGCAGCACCGAGCUCAACCACUUUGGCUACCAGUUUGUGCAGAGAGUGUUUGAGAAGCAUGACCAGGACCGUGAUGGCUGCCUCUCGCCUGCAGAGCUGGAGAGCUUCUUCAGCGUGUUCCCCACUGCCCCCUGGGGCCCCCAGCUGCCUCUCGAGGUGUGCACCAAGGCUGGCCGGCUGUCUCUGCAUGGGUACCUCUGCCAGUGGACCCUGGUGACCUAUUUGGACGUCCGGCGCUGUCUUGAGCACCUUGGUUACUUGGGCUACCCGACCCUCUGCGAGCAGGACUCCCAAGCCCACGCCAUCACAGUCACUCGUGAGAAGAGGCUGGACCAGGAGAAGGGGCAGACGCAGAGGAACGUUCUCCUGUGCAAGGUGGUGGGAGCCUGCGGAGUGGGCAAGUCUGCCUUCCUGCAGGCCUUUCUCGGCCGCGGCCUGGGGGAUGCCGGGGAGUUUGCCGAGGAGCAUGCCGUCUAUGCCAUCAACACGGUGCAGGUCAACGGGCAGGAGAAGUACCUGAUACUGUGCGAGGCGAGUGCAGACAGCCUGCUGGCCACGGCGCCCGAUGCCACCUGUGACGUGGCCUGCUUGAUGUUCGAUGGCAGCGACCCCGGGUCCUUUGCGCUGUGCGCUGACGUCUACAAGCGCCACUACAUGGACGGGCAGACCCCCUGCCUCUUUGUCUCCUCCAAGGCAGACCUGCCUGAAGGCAUCUCGCCACCUGGGCUGUCGCCCACGGAAUUCUGCCGCAGACACCGGCUGCCUGCCCCUGCCCCCUUCUCGUGUGUUGGCCCGGCCAGGCUCAGCACUGCUGUGUUCACCCGGCUCGCCGCCAUGGCCGCUUGCCCACACCUGGCCCCUGGCGAGCUGCCCCCCACCUCCUUCUGGCUACGAGUGACGCUGGGGGUUGUUGGAGUUGCCGUCACCGCCGUCCUCAGCCUCUCACUCUUCCGGGCCCUGCUGAAGAGCCGAUGAGGCCUCAGGGGCCCCCAUGGUGCUGGUGUGGAGGUCACCUGCUCGAGGGGCCUGCCUUCUGUCGGGGACACCUGGCCCGCCUCCCUGCCUGAGCCCCAGGGCCAGCCUCCAGUUCCCGGUAGCCUGUGUCCCUACCCAGCUGCAGGUGCCAAGCAUCACCCACUUUGGGUGUCAUGUGUUGAAGGGACUGGGCAUCAUGGAUGAGGAAGCCAGUGACCCAGACCCAAGUAUUCUCAGGGCUCCGGUCCUCUCUGGUCCCAGGCAGCCAGUAGGCAUGAAGGGGGCCAAAGGUGGGGGUGGGGGAAGGACAUGGUUAACACGGCCUCCCUCUCCUCCCUGGUUUGGAGAUGGGCCCAGCACUUCACCCCUCCCAGAAGACAUGAGGUGGGGUCUCCUGAUUAAACUUCACUUGUGUCUUUUGCACCUGGGA